AUGGUGGUCUCUACACAGCAGCUCACCAAGUAUUCUGCUACAAUCUACAAUGCAUCGCCAACACUGCUACCCGAGAACAUUGCUAGUUUGAUUACAGCGAUAGCAUUAGCAGCCCGUUUAUCACUUCGGUGCUCGUCACUCUUUAUAGAAGCUUUACUAGAAUCAGCAAAAUACAGCACAUCUCUCACUUUUGGCUUAUCUAGACAAGCGCUGAUCAACGCUCUUUCCACAGCUAAAAAGUUACACGAAUUGACAGCAACGUCUACGGCAAUCACUACUAUCGCAAAUGGAACUGAUUCAUCAUCAACUGCCGUGACAGAAAUAGACGAUGAAAAAAGUGGGUUUUUACAAGUACUGGACAAAUAUACCAACUUGGGCAUCUAUAUUGUCCAUCACACGUUUACAUUGGCAGAGCUAUUUGCAUUGUCUGGAUUGCAAUUUACAUCCAAUUCUAUCAAAUAUGGAUUGAUGGCUGCCGAAGAGUCUGUUGGCAUUAUCGAUGGCAUUUUUGGGUCCAACGAGUCAUCUCGUGCAAUUGCCUCGAUCAUCACACUUGUUCACCGUGAGCUGAUGAACGAUCCUGACUUUCCACUAACUAAAAUCGGCAAAGUGGCUAUACUAUCAGGCCUCACCAAAGCAAUGACUGCAUUUGCUGUACUCCAGAAUGUCACACACAAGCGAACAAUGAAGCACAUGAAGAUAACAGUUUUGUGGAAGGGCCUGGUGGUGGAGGAAGAAGAGAACUCUCGAGCAUUGGUUCAGUACCAGCAAAACGACAAUACUCAAACACGGCCGUCAUCAGCCACCACUCUAGAGCAGCAGCAUACGGACGUAAUUCAUGAGUUGGAAGAGAUACUCGUCAAUACAUCCACAGAGCAUGGCGUGGCUGAUGAGAAUGAUGAUCAGCGUAGUAUCAGUCCUAACAACAAUAGCACCUCACUGAUCAGUCUAUCUUCCGCCACCAAUUCAACUCUCAAUGGCAGAUCCAUUGAUUUAAGCUUGGAUGAUGACGGCAAUCCUUACAACAUGUACGAGAUCACCACGACAACAAACCGCAUCACCACUAGAACCACCAGAAUUAGACCCAUUGAUGUUAACGGAAAUAGACAAAUGAACGCCAAGCAAGUUGUGGAGAGAACGAACGAAGAAGACAAAGAAUCGUUUAUAGCUGUCAUUGAUCAUCAAGUAGAACAUCAACCGAGGGAUUGUGCUAUGAUUGUACCUGAGGGUACAGAAAAUGCUGAUUCAACACCCAAGAACUGGGAUCAUGCAAACAAAGGCCGUCCAGUAAACAACAAGUUUAGGAUCAUGCUAUCAUCCGUGUCAAAGAAGUUGUCUCGAAAAAAAGUCGAACGGCAAACAAAGUAUGGCCUGGUGAAGAAUCAGUCUCAUCACGAGCAAGACAUGGAAGACACCUUUGAGGGCCCAAUUACCACCAUGACGAGUACAUCAACCACACUCCAGCAGCAGCAAUCAUCCACGCAAUGCGUUGCGUCAACUCAUCAUGAGAACAGUAGCAGUAUCAGCAACAGCAGCAAGCCACUUCCUCAUGCACCCACUUUGAUGGACCUCAGUGGUGAUGAUGACAUUGCUCACGACCCCUCAUCGUACUCUGAGCCCGAGAGCAAGCCUAAAAGGCGCAUGUCCUGGAGCGGUCUCAAGAUGAAGAACCUCAACAAGAAAAAGAGUGUAUCUAAUUUGUUCCAAAAGGGAGUCGAUGCCAUCAACAACAACAGUAGCAGUGCAGGAGGAACCGUUGGUAAAAAGAAGAAACCAUCUAAUAAGCACUCGCAUGCUCCACCUGUGCCGACACUGACUACAGCGAAGCAGAAUAGCAACAAUAUGCCCUACCUGCAAAAGUCAAACUCCAUCAACAGCUUGACCUCACUAUCCAGCAUCGCCCGCACGCUGAAAACAACAACCUACUACACCACACCCGCUUCAUCUUCUCCUCCAAACGCACCUUCUUCUGCAACACCCUCCACAUCGCGUUCCUUGAUACGCUCUCCCUCUAUUCCAGCCAAACUACAUAGCAAACCAGCCUCAAUAUCAUCAUUGGAUCAGGAGCCCAACCCACAGAAUUUCCCCCGGAAGCACAUUAUCAGCAACAUUGCACACUUUAUACGCUAUGCAAGCGCUGCCUAUGGCGAAUCGUUCAUGCGUAUCUUGGGCAUAGGCAAGAUCCCAAGCGUACUUCCCAAUUCCCAUCACCCCAAUCAUCAUGCAUUUGCUCAUCACACGGGCGUCUCCAUCCAAGAUAUCUUACUUUCCAGCUACACCGACAACCACCUUCUCUCCUCUGUGAGUCCUUCUAAGCUACAUGCACUUGUCCACUAUGUCACGGUGGAUCAUUACGCUGAGGCGAUUGUAUUGACUUGCAGAGGUACCUUGGGAUUAGGAGAUGUGCUGACCGACUUGACAUGUGAUUACAGGGAGUUCACACUGCCUACAGACAGCAUUGCGCAUGGUGAAGAAGCGAAUGGGGGGCAUCAGCGAACAUAUGUAGCGCAUGGCGGUAUGCUAGAGGCAGCACAGAUACUCGCUGUACAAAAGGGCAAGGUGUUUGAGGCAAUCAAGAAGGGCCUGAAGAGCUAUCCCCACUAUGGACUCGUGCUGUGCGGCCACUCGCUUGGUGCUGGUGUCGCUUCUCUACUGAGUGUGCUUUGGAGCGAAGAGAAACUGCACUUUUUGUCAAGGCGCAUGAUGUCCAAUCAAGACCACGACUCUAAUGUUGACGGUAGUAAGCUGCCUCGCAAGUUUUUGGAUUCCUUUGCUGCUGCGUCCAUCAAGAAGGUAUCAUGUCCUUUUGUGAUAUCCGAGCUAUCAGGGUUGCCAGCAGGCCGACCUAUCCACUGCUACACGUAUGGGUCUCCCUGUGUCAUGUCGCUUGAACUGAGUCAAUACUGCACUGGCCUGGUCACCAGCGUCGUUCAUGGCAACGAUAUCGUCAGUGGUCUCAGUCUAGGCUUACUCAAAGAUUUCAAGAACAUUGCUGUCAGUUUGCAUGAAGACAGCCAUGUCACUGACGAGAUUUUAAACCGUGUCAUUGGUCGUUAUCAGCAAGAAAAAGGGCCUUCUCCUUCUUCCUCUUCUGCUAACCAUCAGCAGCAAAAGGACGAGCAUCAACAGCACAGUGAGGAGGAGGAAGAUCAAUGGUUUUGGGCUCUGAUCAAGACGUUCAGAGCAGAUAUGCUUUCGCAAAAAUUGUUUCCUCCUAGUACCGUGUACCUGAUUGAAUCUGUGCCUCAAUUGGUGCAGCACACAGAGUCUAAUACGACAUCGCAUGUCUCAACAUCUCCAAAUACGAAUACACGGGUAGAAUCAAAGCAUAAAAGGGCCCAUAUGGUCAAGUUUAGCAGAUGUGAUGAUGUGCAAGCACGCUUCUCGGAGAUUAUGUUCUCCAGGACCAUGUUUAUGGAUCAUUCACCAAACAUGUAUGAAAAGGCUAUCCAGCAAUUAAAUAAAGGUUACUUCGGGCAGUAUUAG
Mucor velutinosus is the source of this 3486-nucleotide messenger RNA. RefSeq names its product amidophosphoribosyltransferase. The transcript has 3 exons. Lineage: Eukaryota; Fungi; Mucoromycota; Mucoromycetes; Mucorales; Mucoraceae. The record is from RefSeq and is a predicted model, not a curated record. Gene Ontology annotation, biological process: arachidonate metabolic process; diacylglycerol catabolic process. Gene Ontology annotation, molecular function: lipase activity. The coding region runs from base 1 to 3486 and encodes 1161 amino acids.